AUGAUAGACUAUAAGGCAGAUCGGUUUAUUUCUAAAGUUAGCAGCCGAAUAAUCUUUCUCGAUUUAGAAAAAAUCUUUUCGCACCCACCUUCGUUUCUCAAGUUAGUGACAGUCGUCAACAUAAUCCUUUACAGUAGAUCUUCUUCUUCUUCCUCUUCCUCUUCUUCUUCUUCUCCCCCUUUAUUUUCUUACUCUUCCUCUUCUUCUUCCUCCUCUUCCUUCUUCUUCCUCCUCUUCUUCUUCCUCCUCUUCUUCUUUCACUUCUUCCUCUUCUUCUUCUCCUUCUUUUUCUUCCUCUUCUUCUUCCUUUUCCUCCUCUUCCUCUUCUUCUUUCUCUUCUUCUUCGUCUUCUUUUUCUUCCUCUUUUCUUCUUAUUCCUCAUCUUCUUCUUAUUAUUCUUUCUCUUCUUCUUCUUUUUAUUCUUCUUCUUUUUCUGCUAUGUGUCGUGUCCCCUCACAACGUUGGCGGCCAUGA
Molecule: messenger RNA, 474 nt
Organism: Acanthosepion pharaonis
Lineage: Eukaryota; Metazoa; Mollusca; Cephalopoda; Sepiida; Sepiidae
Source: the annotation of a GenBank genome assembly